Dendroctonus ponderosae (mountain pine beetle) is the source of this 670-nucleotide messenger RNA. Its product is annotated as eukaryotic translation initiation factor 1A, X-chromosomal. Gene Ontology annotation, cellular component: cytoplasm. Gene Ontology annotation, molecular function: RNA binding; translation initiation factor activity. The record is from RefSeq and is a predicted model, not a curated record. NCBI's taxonomy places the organism in Eukaryota, Metazoa, Arthropoda, Insecta, Coleoptera, Curculionidae. Gene Ontology annotation, biological process: translational initiation. The transcript is spliced from 2 exons. Bases 1 to 300 code for a protein of 99 amino acids.
AUGUGCUUUGAUGGUGUUAAACGCUUGGGAAUUAUCCGAGGAAAGCUGCGAAAGAAGGUUUGGAUAAACCAAGGCGACAUUAUCCUGCUAGGUUUGCGAGAUUACCAAGAUGCCAAAGCAGACGUUAUUCUCAAAUAUACUCCUGAAGAAGCGCGAAAUUUGAAAUUAUACGGCGAAUUUCCAGAAUCCUUUAAAAUUAGUGAUGAUGUUACGUUCGUGGAGAACGAUCUGGACGAAUAUAUUGAAUUUGGAGAAUACGUGAGCUCAGGAGAUGAUGCUGAUCCUGUGGAUGUUAUCUGAUUAACAUGUAAAAAUGGCAAAUUAAAAAAUAUAUUUAUAUGUUUAAGUAGGCAAUUCAAUGUACAAUAUAUAAAUUAGUCUUAAUAUUAUGUGUCAAUUAUAUUAAACCUGAAUUUGACAAUGUACAUUAAUUUGACAAAUUGACUGAUAAAUUACUGACGAAUAAUUUGUUCUUUUUAAAUACAAUUUAUUCAUUCAAUUAAUUUGAACCGGACCUAAAAAUUAAUUUUCAUUUGCCGCAUGUAAUUCCUGUCUAUACUCCGCUAUUGGCCGUAUUAAAAAUAUUGCAAAUUAUUCGACAGGCUCAUUGCUGUCAAUGUAGCGAUUCAGAAUGUUAGGUAGGCUUAAAUAAAAUAUGUAAUGAAAUUAA